Podospora pseudocomata is the source of this 1473-nucleotide messenger RNA. RefSeq lists its product as uncharacterized. The transcript has a single exon. Bases 1 to 1473 code for a protein of 490 amino acids. The record is from RefSeq and is a predicted model, not a curated record. NCBI's taxonomy places the organism in Eukaryota, Fungi, Ascomycota, Sordariomycetes, Sordariales, Podosporaceae.
AUGUACUCCGAAUCCAAAGACCGCGUUGCACAUCGCGGAAACUCGCUGUUUGACCUCGGCGCUAUGUCGUCGGCCCUCGUUGAGACCAACAAUGAAACGCAGGUUCAACCAUACACACCCGCAGGGCAGGCAGCGAACAGAUAUGCCACGCCAAAGUUCCAGGGUCAAAACACCACCUCUUAUUCUGUCAUGGUCGAAUCUCACAACGACGAGCCGCUUCACCAGCGACUCUCCGAAGCCAAAGAUACUCCCCACGACAAGGGCCCGAAAUUUCUCGACUGGGUGCAUUUCGAAGAAACUACUCUUCCUCCGCGAGAAACCGCCCGAAAGUCCCGUCUCGAAAAGAUAUUCUCCCCGCUCAACUCGGUCAAAGCCGAACUCCCUGGCCACGUCAGCAUUGAAGGCUUCGGUGGCAUCGCCGAGACGACUCACAACCUCUUCCGCUCUGUCAAAAAAGACGAUUUCAUGCGAUCUGAGCGCAUCAUCCACCUCCCCAAAUCGGCCGUCGAUAAGGCAUCCAAACGGGAGCUUGAAAGACUGGAGAAUGAGCUCUUUGACCUGACAAAGUACAACGGGGAUAGCUGUGACUACCUAACCGUUGUCACUUGGGCUGAGGAGGGGAUGUCGGGCACCGUUACCCUCUUUAGAGUCAUUUUCGAGGGCGAAGACGAGAUAGUUGGGCUCCAGCCUGUAGCGGCGAUGCAAAACGUCCCCAACCCCGUGCUGGUGAAAAUGAGAACCCACGAGAGGAUCCAGAGAAAAGCAGUAUUUGUACCAGCUGACAAGGAAGCGGAAACGUUCAAAUGGACGGCAACUUCGGCGCAUUCGAGGGGGAGAAAGCCGUCUUAUGUCAGGCUUGAAGGUGGCAACAGUGAUGACCGACGGCCCGUUUCACCUGCAUUGAGGGAUCUUCGAUCAUCCAGCCAUAGCCGAAGCCAUAGCCGUCAUGGUGCGCUGGCGGACGCAGAUGGGGUUCGUGCUACAGUACCGCAAUUUGUAGCUUUGAUGCACGGACAUAGAUCCUUGUUGGAGGAAGUCGAGUCGAGCAGCACGAGGCAGGUGAUAACAGCAGACGGUGAGGCUCUGCCAGCUGUCACUCUGCUCAAACGCCCACGGUCGAACCCGCACGAGGGAGACAGUGUGCAUGUGGCUGUUUUGGUUCCAGAUCAGGCUGUCUGGGCUGACAGGGAGAUGCUCUGGAUCGGUGAGGGUAUUCUGGAGCUGCGGAAAAGAAAAUACUGGGGCCUCAUUGAGCGGCCGAGAAGCCGGAGCAGGAAUAGAAGCAGAAGCAGGAGCAGAAGUAGAAGUCGGGACCAAAGUCGAAAUCGAAGGCCAGAAACCCAUUCACGCCAUUCCAUUGGGGGUCACGCCCGUCGGCGAAGUCGUAGCCGCAGCCGCAGUGGGAGCCAAAGUCGCUAUAGUCACGACUCGAGGAGUCGUAGCAGACACCUUGCACUCGACUCUUUUUUAUAG